Molecule: messenger RNA, 1836 nt
Organism: Chaetomium globosum CBS 148.51
Lineage: Eukaryota; Fungi; Ascomycota; Sordariomycetes; Sordariales; Chaetomiaceae
Exons: 2
Coding region: 1-1836 (611 amino acids)
Source: RefSeq, a predicted model, not a curated record
AUGGCAUUCCCUCGUCGGCCAUCCACAGUCCUCCGCUAUGUCAUACCGGCUCUCCUUCUCACCCUCACCCUCUAUAUCCUCGCCGAGCCCAUCGACUUCUCAUUGAUCGGCCCCCUCCUGCUUUCGACGCCACUGGGUCGCUGGUGCUUCCCCAAUGAACACCCCAUUGACAAGCUGAUCAAGGCGGCCGAAGAAGAGUUCACAACCACGACAUCCAAAGAAACCCAGAACCUCGCAGAUGCGGCGGCCGCCUACCGCAAACGGCGGGGUCGACACCCGCCCCCGGGGUUCGACGAGUGGCACAAGUUUGCAAAGGAUAAUAAGAACGCAAUCAUCGUCGAAGAUUUCUGGGACCAGAUAUACCACGAUCUUGAACCGUUUUGGGCCCUCAAACCAGCACAGAUACGCCGGAACGCCCGCGAGUUCGAAAUGCGCAUCGAAGUUCGCGACUACAAAGCCUCCACUGGGAGCGGCUGGUUCUGGACGCAGAUCUGGCUGGAUAUGAUCAAAACGAUCGAACACUUACUUCCAGAUAUGGAUCUGGCCCUCAAUGCGAUGGAUGAGCCGAGGAUGGUGGUGCCGUGGGAAGAGAUUGACCGGCAUAUGCACAAGGCUGUUAAGACGAGGAAGAUGGUAGAUGUGAAGAAGGUUGUGUCGGAGUUUGGGAAGCUGCCACCGCUUGGACAGGCGCCGCCGGAGAAAGGAGAGGCUCAGGAAAUAACCUGGGAGCAUGACAAGCACUACUGGCUCAUCGCCCGCCGCGGCUGUCCUCCCACUAGCGCAGCCCAAAAGGCCGCGAUCGUAACUGACUUCAAUCAGACCCCCGCCAUCGCUAGUCCCUUCAGCCUGGCACACAUGCAAGACGGCUACGUAGCCAACUACACACUAAGCACUACCGUGUGCCAUCAGCCGGACCUGCAAGCCCUCGAAGGUAUUUUCGUCGAGCCCCUCAGCGUUUCCGCGACCAAAUCCCUCCUACCCAUUUUUGGUGGGUCGAAACUGGCCGUCAACAACGAUAUCCUCCUACCAGCGCCCAUGUAUUGGAACGAGGAGGAACGCUUUAUGGGUGCGGAGGGAGCCUCCAUUCCCUGGUCGGCCAAACAAUCCACGGCCAUUUGGCGCGGUGUCGCGACAGGCGGUACCAACAGGCCCACGAAUUGGCGUGCCUUCCAGCGUCACCGCUUCGUCGCCAUGAACAACGCGACCCAGUUGAGCCUCACCGCACCACCAUCAUCGUCACAAACACCCCAGCUCCCACCCAACUUCGCCUUGCCCGACAAGCGUUACCGGCACCUCCCCUCCCCCUCCUCCCCCGCCUUCACGGACUGGAUUUCCUCAACCACCUCGAUCGCCCUCACAGACCUAAUGUGCCUGUACCCGGAUGCCAGGCCCAGCUGCAACUAUACCGCGCCCUACUUCACCCUGGCCCCGGCGAUGCCCAUGGCUGAACAAUUCCGCCACAAAUACCUCCCCGACAUCGACGGCAACUCCUUCAGCGGCCGCUACCUCGGCUUCCUGCGCUCCACGUCGCUGCCCAUCAAGGCCACACUAUGGCGCGAGUGGCACGAUGCGCGGCUGGUCGCGUGGAAGCACUUUGUACCGAUGGAUAGUCGUUUUGGGGACUGGUAUGGCGUGUUGGAGUAUUUUGUUGGCGUGGGUGGAAAGGGGGGUAGGGAUGCCGUCGCGGAGAGGAUUGCGAGGGCGGGGAGGGAGUGGGCGGGGAAGGUGCUCCGUCGUGAGGAUAUGCAGGUGUAUGUGCUGAGGUUGUUGCUGGAGUAUGCGCGCGUGGUGGAUGAUAGAAGAGAGGUGAUGGGGUGGGUUGGGGAUUUGCAGUGA